CAUAAAUAAUUUCAUUAUUUUAAUUAAUCAUACAAUUUUAUGAUGCAGCAGCUCUUAUUAUUACACUUGAUAUGUGCGUGCGUGCGUGCGCCUGUGUGUGAGAGAGAAGACAGAGGGGAGAGAGAGAGAGAAGAAGUAGUCUUGUUUUCCGAAAUCAAACCCUAAUCCAAAGUCUUUGAGAUCCAAGAAGACAACCCCCAGCUCAUAUAUCCUCCUCAGAUCAGACACUACCACAUAUAGCAUAGAUCUCAGCUCAACGCCGCCGCCGAAGAUUCUAGAAGCUCCACAAAAAUGGUGGCGAUUCAUCUCUGAAUUUGGUACCAUGGUGAAAGCGUAGCUCAAUUCUUUAAACAACCCUAAAAAGGAAACCCCACAAAUUUAGCUCAAUCCUCUUUAGAUUCUUGAUUACUUUCCCUUUUCUUGAGCUUCAAAUUCCAGAUUUAGUAAAAAAAAGAUGGAUAAUCACUCACUGCCGCCGCCGUUCCACACAAGGGAUCACUUCAACCUGCAGCACCAAUUCCACCAGCAGAAUUCCGAAGACGAGCAGAGCGACUCCCCCGGCGGCCUAAACAUGGGGCUGAAGCGCGCCCUCGACGACGGCAAGAGCGACUCCGCCGGCAAAGACGGCGGCAGCGGCUCCGCGGCCGAGGGCGACAUGUCGGCCAGCCGGCGCCCGCGGGGCCGCCCCGCCGGAUCCAAGAACAAGUCGAAGCCGCCGAUCAUCAUCUCCCGCGACAGCGCCAACGCGCUCCGGACCCACGUGAUGGAGGUGGCCGACGGCGGGGACAUCAUGGACGCCGUCGCCAGCUUCGCCCGCAGCCGGCAGCGCGGCGUCUGCAUCAUGAGCGGCACCGGCAGCGUCACCAACGUGACCCUGCGGCAGCCGGCGUCGCCCGGGGCCGUGGUGACGCUGCACGGCCGCUUCGAGAUCCUGUCGCUGGCGGGGUCGUUCCUGCCCCCGCCCGCCCCGCCCACGGCCACGGGGCUCACCGUGUACCUGGCGGGCGGGCAGGGGCAGGUGGUCGGGGGCAGCGUGGCCGGGCAGCUGCUGGCGUCGGGGCCGGUCAUAAUCAUGGCGGCGUCGUUUAGCAAUGCGGCGUAUGAGAGGCUGCCGCUGGAGAAUGAGGAGAAUGGAAUCGGAGGUCAGGGGAAUUCGCUGGGGUCGCCGCCGCAGCAGGCGCCGCCGCAGAUGAUGGCGGACCCGUCGUUGUUUCAAGGGAUGCCGCCCAAUCUGCUCAACUCAGUUCAGAUGCCAAAUGACGAGUUUUGGGCCACUGGAAGGCCGCCGUUCUAGCUCCGGCCGGAUUAUUAUUAACAUAAUUUGAGGUAGCUAUUUUUCUUGUAUUUUAUUUAUCAUUUUAGAUUCUUGAUAAUUUAAUCCAGAUCCUUUUGUUGAGUAUAAUUUUAGAUGAAAAAUUGUGGCUUCCCCACCUUUUUAUGCCUGAGUAAAUUAUUGGGGAAUUCAUUCUUUUUUCCUUUUCACUAUUAUACCAAUUUUUAUUAUUAUUGCA
Molecule: messenger RNA, 1511 nt
Organism: Salvia miltiorrhiza (redroot sage)
Lineage: Eukaryota; Viridiplantae; Streptophyta; Magnoliopsida; Lamiales; Lamiaceae
Product: AT-hook motif nuclear-localized protein 26-like
Exons: 1
Coding region: 455-1294 (279 amino acids)
Biological process (GO): vegetative to reproductive phase transition of meristem
Cellular component (GO): nucleus
Molecular function (GO): DNA-binding transcription factor activity; minor groove of adenine-thymine-rich DNA binding
Source: RefSeq, a predicted model, not a curated record